Messenger RNA from Vigna unguiculata (cowpea), 1794 nucleotides. Its product is annotated as late embryogenesis abundant domain-containing protein / LEA domain-containing protein. Lineage: Eukaryota; Viridiplantae; Streptophyta; Magnoliopsida; Fabales; Fabaceae. The record is from RefSeq and is a predicted model, not a curated record. Gene Ontology annotation, cellular component: cytosol. Gene Ontology annotation, biological process: cold acclimation.
UCCAUGCAAACCCAUCACCUCCACCUCUUCUUCUUUUUAACAACAUGCAUUCCCUUCCACACCCCCACAAUCUGCAUUCUACUGUCACAUUACACCACUUCAACAAAAUUAUUACUUACCAAACACAAAUACACAACAACAACAACAACAACAUGGCGUCUCAACAGUUGGCUCGAAGAGAAAACACCACCGCCGAGAGACGUGAGAAAGAAACGGUUCCAAAGAUGGCUACCCACUUUGAGAACCUUUCCGGGAAAGAGCCUCCGCAAGCGUUACAAGGUGGAAAUCAGGUCAAAGAGCGUGCAGGGAAAGCCACUGGGGAUGUUGGUGGACGUGGGAAAGUCAUAGAGACUCAGGGGUUGGGUGCACAGUUUGAGUCCCUCGCUGACAAAGUGAAGAUAAGUGACCAUGCAGCGAAUGUCGUUGGAAGCGAAGAGAGAGAAGGUCGUGGCGGUGUUCGUGAUGUUGGGAAGUUCGAAAUGAAAACUGAAGGUGGAGGAAGAGGGAACAAGGAUAGAGAAAAACUGGAAACACGAACCAGGGAGGUUAAAGGAAGAACACAAAGAGGAAGAAAAAAUGAAGGACAAGUAGUGGCAGAGAAAGGAAGAGGAUCAGAACUUGGUGCUAAUGCAACCGCGGCUAUAGCUAGCACUUUGGAACAAGGUGAUAGUAAUACUCGGAAACCAAGAGAAGAGAGUGAAAGUGAAAAAUCUACGUUGGAACAGGUUGAUUCCAAAGACCUGAAGAAGAGGUACGAGAAAGCGAAACAAGCAGCGAGCGAGACACUGAACAGUACAGUUCAAGUUGCAACACAAGCGAAGGACGCAGCGGUUGAGAAGGGUCAACAAGGCUGUGCUAUAACCAAAGACACCAUUUCAAGUGCCGCGAAAGCCGCUUCGGAAAAAACUGCGCCGGUGGCAGAGAAGGCCAAAGGGUACACAUUUCAAGUGGCGGAGAAGGCCAAGAGUGCGGGUGGCACGACAGCGAGUUACGUCGGGGAGAAAGCGGUUCAAGCGAAGGAUGUUGCCGUGGAAGGUGGGAAGACUGCGGCGGGGUAUGCUGCGAAGGUGGCUGGGGAUUUGAAGGACAGGGCGCCGGUGGUGGGGUGGGCGGCGGCACAAUUUUCGACGGAGAUGACGGUGGAGGGGACGAAGGCCGUGGCCCAUGUGGUUGAGGGGGCGGCGGGGUAUGCGGGGCAAAAGGCAGCUGAACUUGCUUCAAAGUCGGUAGGUGCUGUCAAAUGUUUGGCUGCUUCAGCUGGUGAAUCUGCUAAGGGAUACACUGCAAGGAAGAAAGAAGAGGCACAGAGGGAAUUGGAGGCCAAAAGAGCAUCCCAACCUCAGUUAGCUGAAGAGAGGCAAUCAGAAGGAAUGGGCGAAACUGUAAUCCAGAAUGCAGAAAAUGCAGAAAAGCCGAAGGAAGGUGGGGGAAGCGAUGUUGGGUCGAAGGUGAAGAAACCAUUUGAUGGAGGAGGGACCAAAGAAGAAGGAAAGGGUGUGACUGGUCAAACAUUGAAAAACACUGAUGAGAAGUUGGGUGAUGCCAACAUCACUGGUAACUGAUCGUGCCAAACACGAUGAAGGGUCACAGAGUGCUUGAGUUGAGCUGAGUCUACGUCAGCCAUUGUGUUUUAAGGUUUAGUUUUAUGCCAUACUUGGUUUCUGUAAUUUCCAUGUUUUGGGUUUGUUCUACGGGUUUUUGUCACUGUAUAAGAACUGUUUGUAAACAAUGCGUGUGGCUUCCUAAGCAUGCAGAAUAACGUGCUACAAAAAUACUAAAUUUGAGUUCUCCAAA